Brassica rapa (field mustard) is the source of this 3986-nucleotide messenger RNA. Its product is annotated as BRI1 kinase inhibitor 1. Gene Ontology annotation, molecular function: kinase inhibitor activity. Gene Ontology annotation, cellular component: plasma membrane. The record is from RefSeq and is a predicted model, not a curated record. Lineage: Eukaryota; Viridiplantae; Streptophyta; Magnoliopsida; Brassicales; Brassicaceae.
UGACAAGAGUUCUGUUUCCAGAUUCAUUUAUUAAAUGAGAUUUAGAUAACAAAUUGUACGAGUAAUCUUUAAAAGUAGUAGUUUUAGACAUUUCUCUUAUCUAAAAAAAAAUUCAGACAUUUCAGUGUAUCAUUUAAGGAUGGGUAAAAGUUACGAACACUUUUUGGUCGAUAUUUACGAACACUUUAUAGGUCGGUAUUAAAGGAAUUGUAACUUACCCGCUUCCGAAACAUAAAAACUCGAAACUGGUCGAAACUAAAUAUUCGAGUAAAUAUGUUAGCCCCACCUUAAAAAGAAUGUACUUCCCCUCUAACCAAUACUUUUUGGCAUUACGUUCUUUUUUACACGACAGAACUCGUCUACUAAAUUUGGCUGACAAUUCUAUAUUUUUUUCUCUCACCUCGCCUCUGGUCGUCUCUCUCCACGGUUACCUUAUCUUCUCCUCUCGAAAAGGUUUUGUCAUAUUCUCUACAUUUACAGGAAAACCGGAAAAUACUAACAAUAAUUAAUACAAGAGAAAAAGAAAAGCAAAGAACCCCACUUAACUAAAAGACUAAAGACUGAACCAAAUAUUAUUAUUAUUAUAAACCAUUAUAUCCUUCGAUCAACACAAAAAUCCCUUUUGCCUUUUUGAUUGAUUUUUUUUCUUCCUCAAUCAUCAUGGAAACCCAUCUACAACAGGUGAAGAACAGUCCCAAAACUUUUCCUGAAAAGCAAAACCCUAAACAAGAAGCUUUACAGUCAUCACCUUCACCAAUAUCAUCCACUUGUUCUUCUCCUUCUCAUGACUUCUCUUUCACCAUCUCUCUCCAACCUAACGACUUAUCUUCUUCCUCAAAACUCAUAAGCUCUAGUCUCAGAAAUCCCACCAAAACGAAGUCGUCUUAUCAACAAACCGAUCCAUUCGCCGUCGACUUGUCUCCUGCAGAUGAAAUCUUCUUCCACGGCCAUCUUCUCCCUCUUCAUCUCCUCUCUCACCUCCCUGUCUCUCCUCGAACUUCCACUAGUUCGUAUAAUGACGGAUUUGCCCUCCCCGUGAAAGAUGUAUUACCUGACCAGCCCACUCCUCUCCCCACCACAAACAACAACAACAACAGUACGGAGGCCAAGAACACCAACCCGAGCGAUAAAGCAGAGAGGCUCGACGGUGAGAAUCAAGUUAAAGCUAAAACAAUAAAGUCAUUUUCUCUCUUUGGUUUAUCGAAAUGGAGAAAAGGGUUUGAAGGCAACGAGCGAGAACAAGAGAAACAACAGCAGCCGCAGCUGCAGAAGAAGAAACUUAUGAGUUUAGACCUAAGUCAUGCAGUCAAGAAGUACAUAAAGAUGUUGUUUCAGAAGAGAGGAAACGGCACGCAGUUCAGGAACAGAAGACAGACUUCUUCGUAUUCCUUCUCUUCCUCUUUAAUAGGUUCAAAAGAAAACAGCAAAACAUUGAUUAAUGGAUCGAGAGAUCUUAUGAAAGCCCGGAGAGGUGACUUAUUCUCGGCUCCGGCGUCCAUGAGAACAUCUCCGACGAAUAGUGGCCACUUACGUGUCUCCACGGCGGGGCUUUCGUCGAGCUCGGCUUCUACAUCAUCGUCAAGUGAUAGCACCAUGGAAGAGUUGCAAGCCGCUAUUCAGGCGGCCAUUGCUCAUUGCAAGAACUCAAGCGCCGUUGAUCGUGAUGAUAAGGUUAAGGAUUCUUGAUUUGGUUUUUACUUUUUGUCCUGAAUAUGCUGUUCGUUCUUGUCAGAAGAAAACAAAUCGUUAGUGUGUGACGUGGAAUUAAAAUUCACAGUAGAGUGGUCAUUGUAGUAUUUGUUUCCGUGUAUAGAAAAAGGAGUUACUAUUCCUACACUACACUACUUGUCUCCAUAAUUCAUUUUUAUAAAUAAUGAAAAACAUCAAUAAUGAUAAAACAGAUUUAUUUUAUAAGGAAAUGGGACAACUUUCUUUAAAUAAUACAAAGAUAACUACAAGUACAGGCUGGGUUUAUUGUUUGUUUCCACAAAUUGGGGAUGACCAAACUGAGAAAGUUAGGGGAUCUUCAUAAUGAAAAACAAAAGAUGAGAGACACAAGAAAAAAAACUGUUUACACAGCAUCUAAAAGCAAGUCUGUCACACCCGUAUCUCGCUUAACCGAGACAGUAUGAAUUCACAUUGCCUUCACCAAUAAAAACACUUAAAAAGACCAAUGCAAUUCUCAUUCCCAAGGAUCGAAUCCAAAUGUCUUACAAAAUCGUACUAAAACGAAUAUGAAACGCUUAAAACCAAAUCACCAAGUCUUAAAAUGAAAUAACUUAAAAAAAACCAAACACUCUAAGAGCCAGAACCACACCAAGAUGACUGUUCCGACACUUCUUCGAACUCACCUGAAAAGAAAGGAUGACUGAGUAUUUCGACAAAUACUCAGUGAGGGAAGCUCUAGGAGCCCUGAAAUUAAUCACCAAUAAUCAUCACAAAACGUAGCAUAAGUAUCUAACUUAAACAUCCAAUAAAGCAAAAGCAAGCAACAAGAAACGAAGAUAACCGCGACGUUGCUAACUUGAGACUAACGCCACAUCACGCUAUCUCCACGCCUCUCAUGUUGUCGUGUGUGAUGUCACCACAUCAAGAUGUCUCCAUGAGUUCCACACCUUCAUGCGAUCACGCCACAUCAUGCUGUCUCCACGUGAUCCGCACCACCACAUUCACACGAUCACGCCACAUCACGCUGUCUCCACGUGAUCUGUGUUACUACAUUUUUACUUCACAUACAAGCAUGCCUUAGGCCCGCUCCGACGAUGAAUCAUGCCAACUCACACGGUCGCCAGUCAAGAAAUAAUGUAAUGCCCGAGACAUACAAAUACAUCAUUCUACCACGUUACACCGACACACAUAUGCCUUAAGCCUUUCUCUAACUCAUAUACAUCUUCCACAUAUACAUCACCCACAUAUACCAUAACCCCAGUCAAUACAAUCAUCACAUACAAUCCUCAAACAUCAUUCAGCAAUAGAUCUAUGUCUUUCACACAUCAGGCAUCAAGAUAUGUAUCAUUUAUAUAAGUGUAUAUAUUAAUAGAAGAAAAAGAGUAGAAGACUAAAGGAACCGACGAGAAGGGAUCGAAACACUGCAAGAACUCCUCUCCGGUGAGGCUACGCGGUGGUCGGUGGAGGUUUGGUGGCCGGCGGCUGCUCUCUCUCCAACUGGGCAGGGCUUCGCUGUGUUUUGUAUCUGUAGAGAAAUAUCUAAGGACUGCCUCCUUUUUAUAAAAGAGAAAGGAGAAAACAUUAGGAUUUUCUCUAAAUGGACCAAAUCAUCAUGGGCCUUAUCAUUAAAUAUUAGGGCUCCGACCCGGGAUGUGACAAACUCGAUCGCUCAAGAAUCCCAAAUAGUAUCUUGCAAGUUCUCUAAAGCUUUUCCAACUUUUUAAAUUGAUUAUUAGUGGUGAGAUCCAGCGUUAAAGAUGUCCUAAUACACAUAUCUUUUAUGGGAAGCCAAUUCAUGGAUAAAAUUUGUAGCAUAUAUGAUAUGUCUCAAUUAUCGAAAGAUAUCAUAUUAAUAUAUACAACUAUAAACAUUCCAAAGAUAUCUGAUGCAUAUCGGAUUUGGAGUGAAUUAUUUGGUUUAUGGAUUAUCGGUAAAUAAGAAAUAAUUAUUAAACUAAACUAUACAAGUGACUGGUUGAGAUGUAGGAACUACCUUUGACUUCAGUUUUUACAAUGGGGUUGGUCCACAUUUUUUGUGGAAAAAUUGUUUUUAUUAAAUUUUUCUUUUUACAUUUGUUUUUAGGGUUGGCUGCCUAAAACCCCCUGUAGACUCACACACCCUACUUUUUCCUCCCUGAACUAUCAAACUCUUCAUAAAUCUACCCAAUGAUAGACUUUCUCUUUAUAUCUCCCCCUAAACUUUUUUAAUCCCCCUCCCUAACCAAUUUUCAAAUCGCAAUUAAAAAGAAACAAAAACGCGUUUAGAAAAUAGUGAUUACCUAAUUAAAAACAAAAUCUGACCCGAGUUAACUUAAAAA